AUGGCUAGGUCUGAUCGUACGUUGUCCGUUGAGCAGAUUGCGGUGGCCCGGUUGGCAAUUCAGCAUAUGCAGGCUCGGCGCAGCGCACGUUACGGUCGAUGGGACGAAGCCUUCCGCAGGCUUAGCGCUAGUGACAAGGCGACGCUUGGCCUGAACAAAGCACUGCGCAUCAAAGUCCAAGACUUCACUCAGUGCCUCGAAAAGAAGAAGAAUGAAUGUGAUGAGAAGAAAUGGAAAUUGAAGCUGUUCAAACGGAAUGAUGGGAGCGAGGUUAAAGUCCGAGACAUCCUCGAGAAGAUCGUGUUCUGGUUCAGGAGAUUCGAGAAGGUUGGAGACAUGGUGGCCAGCUUCGAUCCGAUGCACGCAGCUUUGCCUUGGGCUGGCGUCAAGUUUCUCAUCGAGGUAAUGUUCCUUCCAUGGAGGCGUGCCGUGACCGGUGGGUUGCUGAUGUUUGUUAUUCAGAUUGCUGCCAGCGACUUCGAGACGUAUGCUAAGAUGGCUGACGGACUCGAAAUAGUGUCACGCGUCAUAGUGCAAGUCGCAGAGGUGGAAAGGGACAUGCCCCGUUCUAAGCUUACAGAGCUCAACACGGAGCUUUCUCGGACAAUUGUCGACACAUAUGUCCAAGUAUUGAAGUUUCUGGCAAUGGCCCGAAGGUUCUUCGACAAGAACGCCGGUGGUAAGACGCAUCACUGGAUUCUCCAUGACUUCGGCAAGCACUAA
Molecule: messenger RNA, 723 nt
Organism: Trematosphaeria pertusa
Lineage: Eukaryota; Fungi; Ascomycota; Dothideomycetes; Pleosporales; Trematosphaeriaceae
Exons: 2
Coding region: 1-723 (240 amino acids)
Source: RefSeq, a predicted model, not a curated record